Messenger RNA from Symbiodinium necroappetens, 3266 nucleotides. Lineage: Eukaryota; Dinophyceae; Suessiales; Symbiodiniaceae. The record is from the annotation of a GenBank genome assembly.
GUAUGUUCAGUUUGCAUUCGUAUUGGUCGACCGAUGUCCUGCAUGAUACGCGGAACUUGCAGUAUCAGAGGGACUUUGAUGGGAAUGUGCCUCAUUUUCGCCAUUUACACACCACUUGUCACCUUGGUUUUCACAACGUCCGCACGAUGCGCCAUGCUAUUACUUUGCACUCCGAUGACACAGUCACUUCUUCUGGACACGAGACUGUCAUGAACAUGAAGCAGCGUAUGAUCCAGUUUCAUAUGUACGUCCUUGCUCUUUCUGAGGUCAGGCUCCCGGGCAGCGGCUCGGUUGACGUCGGGGAUGGCUUCUUGCUUAUUUACGCAGGCAGCCCGGGUGAUGGCUCACUGGGUGGCGUGGCCCUACUGUUAUCUCCGUCUGCUGCGCGGUCCUGGCGCCAAGCCGGCUCACGCGCUAAGCACUGGGAUUCCGGGCGUCUGCUGCGCAUCUCUUUGCACUGCCCUGAAGGCUUGUGGCACGUCGGUUCGGCUUAUGGGCCCACCGAACAACAGGACGCAUUAGUCAAGGACCAGUUUUACGAGGAUCUACGCGCCUUUUGGCAUGACUUACCGGCGCGCGAGCCCACUUUUCUCUUAGGAGACUUGAACAGUCGUGUGGGUGUGCGUGGAGCUGCUGAUGCUGAGGCCCCUGCCUCUGUGUUGGGUCCCCACGGACUCGGUGCCCGCAACGGCAACGGCCGCCGUUUGCUUCAGCAUGCUUCAGAGACUGGUUUACGUGUCCUCAACACUUUCUAUGCUCAUGAUCUUCAGCACACGGCCUCGUGGUACCAUGCGCGUUGGCACACGCCUGGUCUUCUUGACCUCGCGCUGUGCCGCCAGUCCGACUCAGCUUUCGUUACUGAUGUGCAGGCUUUGCCACAUGCCGAAACGGAUAGUGACCACCGCAUCAUGCUGCUUUCCCUCCGUGCUCGGCCUGUGCGCGGCUGUGCGCCUGCCCCUGCUGCCCCCCCCUCUGCUUCUGUGCGUCCACGCCCGCUUGCUGUGCAUAAGCUUCGUGACCCGGCGACCAGGCAACAAUUCUGCGCGCACCUCUCUCGUAGCUUGCAGGCAGACCCUGGUGGCGACUUUGACUCCUUCGCGAUGCACAUGCGUGCUGCUGGUGAGCAGACUCUUGGUCUUGCUGAGUCUGCAGUCUCCACUUGGCGCAGUGGGCAUGAGGAUGAGCUUCGUCAACUUGCUUCGGCUCGCCAAGCUGCUUUCGAGGCCACUGUUCGUUCGCCGCAUGAUGCUCAUGCGGCCCAGCACCUCCGCAACAUCCGCCAUCACAAUCGUGCUGUGGUACGCCGCCUCAAGACUGCUUGGUGGCAUGAGCAAGCUGGGAACAUGCAGCGGGCUGCGGAUGCUCAUGAUGCUAAGUCUCUUUUCGGGGAUGCUAAGCGGUUGGGUAGGUGGUUUUCAACUCACGGCAUGUGUAAGCGGCCUCUUUGCGCCGAUCGUGCUGCGGAAGCACGCAAGUUUGCUGACCACUUUGAGACUGUUUUGAAUGUUGAUCGCCCAACUGACCCUGCUGCUUGGCGUGCUCUUCCUGCCCAGAACCACGCCGCUCCCUUGCCUGCUGGUUUGUGGGACCCGCCUGCCUUCGAGGAGUUUGCCGCCUCGGUUCGUAAACUGGCCCGCGGCAAAGCCCCUGAUUUGACGGGCAACCAUGCCGAGCUUUUUCAUGCACUGCUGGAUGCUGGCGAUGCUGGCCAGGGCUCUAUCGAGGGGCCCACCUUGUACCUCCUGUUUUACACUGUGGUUCUCCAGGAGUGGCGCUCUCGUUGCUCUCGUGCGUGUGCUCAGCCGCCUGGUGUGCCUUGGGUGUCUACUCGCGACGGCACACUGCGCUUGCCUUCCCGGACCCGUGUUGCCUAUCGCGACACCCUGCAGCUCUUCGACUUGGAGUAUGCAGACGACACCGUCAUGGUUGACUGCUCGUGGGACCGUUUCGUCACCUGUGCCCGGCUCUUGGAUUCGGUCCUCACUGACUUCGGCGUGGAAAUGAAUCUAGCCAAAACUGAAUGGAUGAUGGUGUCCGGCUUUGGACAGCCUGCCGAUGCCGCCCCUUUGCCUGGUGCUCGCCGUUUGGUCAUACGUGGUCAGGUUGUCCCUCGCACCUUGCAGUUUAAGUAUCUGGGCUCACUGGUUGCAGCGGACGCUUCCUUGGGGGUUGAUGCGGACGUUCGGCGCCGCAUAGGCUUAGCCUGGGCUGGCUUUGGGUACCUUAAACACGUUUGGCGCAGCCAUCACAUCGCCCUGAAGACCAAAUCUACCCUGCUUCGCAGUUGCGUGCUCAGCGUGUUGCUCUUUGGCUGUGAAAGCUGGUCGCUUCGUUCCCACCACCUGCGCUCACUCACCAGCACUUGGUUAGGUUUAGUUAGGGGUAUCCAGGGUCUCACUUGGCAGCAGCAACGUGACGGGCGCCUGUCUGCCUCCGACUUGCUUGCCCGCGUUGGGCUCCCCAGCCUCCACACUCUCCUCUUCCAACGUGUCGCCCGCUGGCUCGGGCAUGUGGCCCGUCGGCCCCCUGGACGCAGCAUUCCUUUUGCCAUGCUGUUUGGUUCGCUUCCUGGCCGUGUUUGCCCCCCGGCUUCCGUUGCUGGCACGCAGAAGCGUUUCUUUACCACCACUGCUCGUUUGGUGCUUCAGGCCAUGCCCACGCUCGAUGAACGCGUCUGGGCUCGCACCGCCGGUGAUCGAGCUGCUUGGCGUCGGUGCGUCUCCGCCAUCAAAAUCGAUCCUCCCACGCGCAGCGCUCCUGUUCGCGCCGCUCCUGUGUCUACCAGGCGUGCUGUUGCUGCCCAGGCCGCUGCAGGCCGCGAUCCUUUGCAGUGCCCUUCCUGCCAGUUUCGUGCUCGCAAUGCUCAGGGUCUUAUGAACCACAUCAACGAGAAGCAUCCGGUUGAGUCGUCCUCCUGGACGUGCGAACAUUGCGGUAAGGUUUAUCAUCAUAAGGGAUAUUUUACCUUGCAUGCACAGUCGUGCCCAGCCGCUCCGGCCCCUCCGCCGCCUGCACCGGCAGGCCCCCCGCGGGCUGCGGCUCGCACUGCUGCUCAGCGCAACUUCACCUGUUCCUUUCCUCGGUGUGGCCUCACCUUCGUCAGUGGCUCGCAGCAGCGACGCCACGAGCGUGAGCAGUGUUUGCAUCGCCCUGGCAGCGGAGCCAUUGUUUCUCCGAGCGGUGCGCUGGUACUGCCUUGCCCUGUCUGUCAGGAAACCUGGACGUCUACUCGUGCUCUGGGGCUGCAUAUGAAGAAAAAGCAUUAG